CGUAGAGAUGCCAGUGCCCGAAAAACGUUCACGGGGGAGGGGGCUCGAGACCUCAGUUGGCAUCGUUCCUCGCGUUAGUAAUGUGGGGCAACGGCGUGGUGAUGUGAGGCCUUGCGGAGGUGUUAUGGAAACUUCUUUCUACACUUCGCUGUCUUUUUAACCAAAGACAUGGCAAUACAACGAAGGUGAAAGUGUAGUCAAGAAACCGUGAACGAAAGGCCACAAAGGCAAUCUCGCAAGCGAACGGAAGAGUUUCAGAAAGGACCUUAAGAACCAAUUCCAUAAUUGGUACAAGCUCUUUAAGGUUCAACUCUGUUGGAAGAGAACGUAAUUAACGUGGACAGGCGGCACGCGCUCGGGAGAAGCCUUGAAGACGUGAUCCUCAAGGACUCGCCGCGGAAGCGUUGGUAGGGAGGCGACCGGAACGAAGAAGAAAUGUCAUCAUCUUCCUCGUCGGCGGAAGAGGACGAAGUAACGGUGAUUGAAGUGACGACGAAUGGAGACGAAAGGAGGGAAGGAGACGAUGGCUUGAUCGACGUCCCCGGCGAUGAGAAUUCAGCAACGGAGCAAUGGCUCGAGACUGUAAAAGAUGGGAGCCAGUUGAGUCUCUCGCCAUUCAGCGGGACGGCAACCUCUCCGGGGGAGCAGAAGAGAGACCUUGACACGGGCUCCUUACAAGAUGAGGUGCUUGUGGAUAUCUCUGACAUUAGACCUGCUGGCCAUAACAAAGACCUUUUCAGCAUUGAUGAAGAUAGUCAAGAAGGCUCACCAAGCAAAUCAGGGUUCCAGCUAGUUGACCUAAGUGAUACAGACACUAUAACCCCAGCUGAUCCUGGAGGGGGUGCUGGGGUCAGAGGCCAAGGGGUAGCCGGGGUGACCUUCGACCCCUCCAUAUCCGUUUCCAAUAGCCCGGCUCACAGAACAAGAAGAGACUCGGUGGGAUCAUGCGUCAGUGAUGCUAGUAGCCUUUUCCCAAUUUAUGAAGUCCCAGGGGUUUCAUUCACCAUGCCACAGAGUGACUUAGAAUCCUCCAGUGAGUGGGAGGAUGGAGGGAGUGCAGCAGUAGACCGGCUCAGUAAAGACACUGUGUACCAGGCUUAUCUGAAGAUGAGACAGCGCUACCACAAGUACAAGGGCCGGUACUCUGAUUUGGCCCGAGCCUACAAAGAGAAGGAGAAAGAAUCAGACAAGCUAAGAGACAUAUUAACUAAAACUCAGGAUAAAGCUCUGCGAAAAGUGAGUGAACUAAAAGAACAGUGUACACUAGAACAACAAGCUAAGGCUCACCUUGAGCAAGAGCUAAGGAGUGACCUAGAGGAGAAAGACCAUAAAAUCAUGGCUCUUCAGACCAAGGUGAGUGGACUACGGGAACAGUGCAUCCUUCAGCAACAGGCCAAAGCCCACCUGGAAGAAGAGCUAAACGCGGACCUUGAGGAACGAGAACUCAAGAUAGCCGCACUCCUGACCAAGGUAAAGAUCCUCCAGGAGGGUGUUGUAGCAGGGGAUAUUGGCAGUACAGAUGCACACAGCCAAACCUCAAAUGACAAUCACUCAUCUGGCAGCCAGCGGGAUGAGCGGCAAGUCAAGAGCCAAGACGAUACUGAUAAUGUUUCAGCUGGUGACAACUCUUCUGGAGUGGAGAGUGUGUCAACAGCUGAGAGUGCUUCCAUGACAGAUAAUAAUUCUAUGGCAGAUAAUGUAUCUGUGGCAUCUCAUGGUUCAGCCUCCACAGCAGUUACUGCAAAUGCUGAAGCUGAUGAACUGAUAGAAAAACUAAAAGCCACAGUGGAAGAGGGAGAGAGAGAAGAAACAAGUGAUGUCGCCAAACACAAAUCCUUGCUGGCUAGGUGUAUGGACAACAUCCGUGGAAAUAAGGAAAGAAUUGUCGUUUUGACCCAAGAGAGAGAUAUUGCCACGAGCCAACUCCAGGACAAGAUUAAGCAGCUGGACAUCAUGAAGGAAGAGCAUCAGAAGGAAUUAGAUUCCUUACGUUCAAGUAUGGAAUCCUCUGCCUUAAGUAUGGCAGAGACCAAGAAACAGUUGUUUGAGGAGUUACAGGCCAAAGAAGCAGAGACAGAAAGGAGUAAACAAGCAAUGGCUACCUUGGAAAAGCAGAUUGAAGAAAGGGAGUCUAGAUGGCAGGAACAACUUCACAACAAACAGCAGGAGAUACAGGAAAAGGAGUUGACACUUCAGGAACUUCAGAACAAUGAAAAAGCUGAUGAAGGUAAAGAGCAGGACAGUGACGCUGUUGUAGCAUCCAUUAAACAAGAGGUAGAAACAAAGAUCAAGGAAUUAGAAUCAAGAACCUCCGAACUAAAGGAAUCAAGAACUGCCUUAGAAACUCAGUUAAAUGAAAUUGGCCAAGUUAAACUGCAGUUAGAGGAAAAAGUACAGCAGUUAAUGAAAGAGAAAGGAGAGCUUGAAAAUAGUGUCUCUUGCUUAAACAGUGAUAAAGCAGAGACAGAACAAAUGCUGACUGCUCUAAAGAGCCAGAAAAAGGAGCUGGAGGAAAAUGUGUCUGUGUUGGAAAGUUCUAAGCUUGAAAUGGAGGGUAAGAUUACUGAUUUAGAAAGGUGUAAAAUUGAUAUGGAAGAAAGAAUUCACUCUCUUGAGAAUUGCAAAACAGACCUAGAAUCCAAACUGUCUUUGUCUGAAAACUCAAGGGAAGAACAUGAAGGCAAUAUGCUAGAGCUAGAAGGUAGAAUAUCCAGUUUAGAAAGCUUGAAAUUGGAAUUAGAGGGGAAGAUUAGUGGCUUACAAAGUGCUAAUGAUCAAUUAGGAGAACAAAUAGGAGAACUAACUGAUAGUAAAAAGGAUCUUGAAGCCCAGUUAAAGGAGGUGAACAUAAAAGAACAGGACCUCCAAAGGCAGGUUGAAAACUUGCAGAAAGUACAGUCAGAUUGUACAGAUAGUGCUUCAGCUGCUUCUCAGGAAGUAAUAACGCUAAAAGAAACCAAUGAGAAGCUGGAGGCUAUGCUGUGUGACAUUCAGAAAGAAAAGAAUGACCUCAAAGUUGUUUCAGAAGCAUUAAAAGUGGAGAAGGCAGUCUUAACUGAAAGGGUAAGCGAGCAAAAGAAAACCAUUAAGGAGACCUUACUAAAACUUGAUGAUCUGCAAGCAAGAUUAAAUAUAAGUGAAGAGAAAAACAACAAGUUAGUUGAGGAAAUUAAGAGUGCAUGCAAUGAAAAGAUGUCUGUUCAAAACCAGCUUGAGGAACUAGAGAAAGAAAGCGAACUGCAGAAGCAGGUUCAUAAUAAAGAAAUUGAGGAAUUGAAGGAAGAGAAGGAAAAUAUCAUGAGUGACUUGCAGCAGACCAAAUUGGAAAAAGAGGAAACUAACCAGAAACUCUUAGUUCUUGAGAGUGAAAAUGAAAUUUUGAAAAAAGAGAAGAAUCAGCUAAAUAAUGAAGUAAAGGAAUCCAAGGAAAACAUGGACAACAUCAGCAAGCAAGCUUUUGGUGAGCUUAGUACUUUAACAAAAAAGAUGGACAAGCUCAACAAAGACUGGUCCAUUCAGAUGGAGGAAAAGAACAAAAUAAAUGAAGACCUUAGUAAGAAGGUUUCUGAACUGGAAGAAAGCUUGAAAAUGAAAUCAGAUGAAUACAAGGAAAGAGUGGAAAAGCUGAAUGAGGAACUGAAGACAUAUGGUAACUUAAACCAGAUGAAUGAAGAUAUGAAAAAUGAACUUCAGGUGAAAGAAGACAAAAAUAAGGAGCUUGCAUGUAGAAUAAAGGAUUUGGAAAAGAACUUGCAAGGUAAGGAAAUAGAAUGCCAGACCUUACGGGCUAAUGUCCAGAAAGGAAAUGAAGAACUUAGUAGCCGUGUGGCAGAACUGGAGUCUGACAUUAAUAGCCGGGAGGUAGAACUCACAGCUGCAGGUGAGGAGAAGAGCAAGUUAAAUGCAUUGCUAGAGAAAGCUAAAGUUGCAAUGGGGAAGAUGCGCACGGAGCUGACAGCCUUACGUGAAGAAGAAGUGAAGGUGAAAGAAGAAGCAGCUGCUGCAAAGAAAAAUGCAGAGACACUUGAGGAAGAAGUGAGAAAGUUGAGAGAAGAAAAUAUAAAUAAAGAAAAAGAAUACCAUAGAGCUAAAGAAGAUGUUCAGAGGGCCUCUGUUGCAGCUGAGGGGGAAGUUUCUAAGUUGCGGGAAAGUCUUAGAAAAUUGAAAGAAACUUAUCAGAAAUAUAGUAAAGAGCAGAAUGAUAAAAUAAAUGAAAUGGAAAAAAUCAACCAGAGUCUAGAAACUGAGAAUAGUAAUCUACUAAGAACUAUAAGUAAUUUACAGGCUUCUAUAAUAAAGAAAGAUGAGAAAAUUGAGAAAUUGUGGAAUGAAAAGAAGACACUGCUUAGUGAGCUUGAGAAAAGGGUUGAAGAUUUACAGAAUGAAUUGAAGUCUAAAGAGGAGUCAUUGAAGAAAGUUGUAACUGAGUUUGAGGCUAAGACAGAACAGCUGGAAGAACAUAUGCACAAAAAUGAAGAGUCUCUGAAGGUGAAGAUAGAAAGCAGUUUACAGGAGAAACAUGAAUUAGAGACAAAACUAUCAGAACAAGUUCAUGCCACAAUGUCAGCAGAGGAACGACUUGUCAGGCAGAUGGAGGAAUCUGAAAGAAAAAUGGCUGAAUUACAAGAGACCUUCUCCAAAAAGAGCAAAGAUAUGGAGUAUUCUUGGGAGCAAAGGCUAAGGUGGCACGAUAUUGCUGAUUCUCUUAGUGCCAACACACGUUAUAUUGCUUUAUACAACAUGAUGAAAAUCUCGUAUGUAUGGCUCGAAACGUGUGACCCAGUAGAGCUAGUGAAGCACGCACAUUUCUGGGUAUGGUGUGUUGUGGUUGAUAAAGUUAUAGGCAUAUUGUAUGUAAUGCUGAACUUAAAUGCCAACCGUUUACCUCUGAUUUUAGUUGUUUCAAGACCUGUUACACAUACACACCACUGGGAAGUGUCUCAAAGUGGCACUGGCAUUCCUGUGUCUUUGUUUUGUUUCCUGUAA
This is a messenger RNA of Penaeus indicus, 4986 nucleotides long. RefSeq names its product golgin subfamily A member 4-like. Gene Ontology annotation, cellular component: Golgi apparatus. NCBI's taxonomy places the organism in Eukaryota, Metazoa, Arthropoda, Malacostraca, Decapoda, Penaeidae. Gene Ontology annotation, biological process: Golgi vesicle transport. The record is from RefSeq and is a predicted model, not a curated record. The coding region runs from base 436 to 4986 and encodes 1516 amino acids. Gene Ontology annotation, molecular function: small GTPase binding. The transcript has 19 exons.